Malassezia globosa CBS 7966 is the source of this 2658-nucleotide messenger RNA. RefSeq lists its product as uncharacterized. The coding region runs from base 1 to 2658 and encodes 885 amino acids. NCBI's taxonomy places the organism in Eukaryota, Fungi, Basidiomycota, Malasseziomycetes, Malasseziales, Malasseziaceae. The transcript is spliced from 2 exons. Gene Ontology annotation, molecular function: ATP binding; nucleic acid binding; RNA helicase activity. The record is from RefSeq and is a predicted model, not a curated record.
AUGACUGACGCAUCUUCUAUGGAUGCAGAAGCGAAGAAGCGCGCGAAACGUGAGCGUCUCGAAGCUUGGCGACGUGAACAGGCGGCAAAGAAGCGCCAGACACCUGACGAUAGUACAGGAUCUGACAAGGGUACGAGGCAAGAUGCAGUAGCGUCAGGAACCGAUGCAUCAGCAGCAAAGAGACGUACGCUCGGACUGCGUGGUACUGGAUUGAGCCAUGCAGGUGUGGGUUCUGGUGGCGGUGUUGUCAAGCCACGAAUCCGUUUAGGUGCGCUGGAUGACAUGGAUGACGAUGCGGGAGAAGCCAAGCCAUUGCGGCGCAUUACGCUAGACACCGAGGAGGAUUCACGUAGUCGUGCAGUAAAUGAAGCUACUGCGGAUGAUCCUCUGGAUGCCUACAUGCAGGAACUAGAAAGUGAAGUCCAGCGCGAAAGCCAUGAGCAUGGCCAUGAUGGUGGAUUGGAGGUGUUGAUGGGCGAUGACGAGGAGCCGCGAGAGGGAACCGAGACGCACGCAGAUGACGACGUGGAUAUUGACUCGAUUCGCGCAGAAGACAUCUUGGCACUCGCUCAUCGCGGGAGCAAGAAAAAGCAUCUGCCCGCCGUCGACCAUGCAGCCAUUGCAUACGAGCCAUUCCGCAAAGCGUUCUAUCAUGCGCCGGACGAGAUCGCCUCCAUGAGUAGUGCAGAUGCCGAGCGGCUUCGUGUGGAGCUGGAUGCCAUGUCGGUCCGUGGGAAGCAUUGCCCGACGCCCAUCACCAAGUGGUCACAUUGCGGGCUGCCGGUGAACUGCUUGGACGUGAUUAAGAAGCUCGGAUAUGUGGCGCCAACGCCGAUUCAGAGCCAGGCGAUUCCUGCGAUCAUGAGCGGACGCGAUAUGAUUGGCGUAGCGAAGACGGGUAGUGGCAAGACCAUGGCGUUUUUACUGCCCAUGUUCCGCCAUGUCAAGGACCAGCGGCCUGUCGAGUCAGGCGAGGGACCGGUGGCUUUGGUGAUGACCCCGACGCGCGAGUUAGCGGUGCAGAUCUUUCGCGAUGCGCAGCCGUUUUUGCGUGCGUUCAACCUGCGAGGUGCGUGUGCCUAUGGCGGCACGCCCAUCUCUGAGCAGAUUGGAGAGAUGAAAAAGUUGGUCGAGGUUGUAGUAGCGACACCAGGCCGCAUGAUCGACUUGCUCACAGCCAACAGUGGGCGUGUGACAAACAUGCAGCGCGUGACGUACCUGGUGCUGGAUGAAGCGGAUCGCAUGUUUGAUCUGGGAUUUGAGCCGCAGGUCAUGAAGAUCCUGGGUCUGAUCCGGCCGGACCGACAGACAGUGUUGUUUUCAGCGACAUUUCCAAAGCCGAUGGAAAGUCUGGCGCGCAAAAUGCUGCGACACGAGCCGCUCGAGGUCAUUGUCGGUGGCCGGAGUGUUGUGGCUGCCGAGAUUCGGCAGAUCGUAGAAGUCAGACCGGACUCGAGCAAAUUCCACCGCCUCCUCGAGAUCCUCGGGCAGCUGUAUCAUCACGAUGAAGAUGCACGGACGCUGAUCUUUGUGGACCGGCAAGAUGCCGCGGACGAGCUGAUGCACAUGCUGAUGAAGCGAGGAUACCCCACCAUGUCGCUCCAUGGCGGCAAGGAUCAGGCCGACCGCGAUACGACGCUCGCCGACUUUAAGGCAGGCAUUGUGCCGAUCCUUACCGCGACAUCCGUUGCUGCACGCGGCCUGGAUGUGAAGCAGUUGAAGCUUGUCGUUAACUACGACGUGCCGAAUCAUUUGGAAGACUAUGUGCAUCGCGCUGGCCGCACUGGGCGUGCAGGGAACCAAGGCACAUGCGUGACAUUCAUAACACCUGAGCAGGACCGGUAUGCCAAAGACAUUGUGGCAGCACUGCGUGCGAGCAAGGCGACAGUGCCUCCGGAGCUUGAGGCGCUUGCGUCGCAGUUCAAGGAAAAGCUCCAGCAAGGCAAGGCACAUGCGUCUGGCUCAGGCUUUGGCGGGCGCGGACUUGAACGCUUGGAGGCAAGUCGCGAGCGCCUUCUGCAGGCGCAGGCGUCCAUCUUUAUUGAGGAUGAGGACGCCGAUCCCGAGGCUGUGGCCGCGCGUGCCGCCGACGAGACUCAGCGGCUGAAUGGGACUGACAUCCAGGUGCGGACUGGCCCUAUUCCCGAGGCGGUGCGUGAGAAUCGCGAGCCUGUCUACACGGAUGCGGACCAGGCUGCGAACCAGGCGCGUUUAGAAGCAGCUCGGCUUGCCGGCGCUGAUACGUCGAAGCUGCAGGAAGUCAUUGCGCGCAUCAAUUCUGUGGCAAGUCGGCGCCGCGAAGAGCUGGAGAACUCUCGACGUGCUCGAGAUCCUGAUGCGACAAAGUUCCAUGCGAUCUUCCCCAUCAACGAUUUUCCACAAAAGGCUCGUUGGAACGUGACCAAUAAAGAGACGAUGGCCAUGCUCAUUGAGUCGACAGGAGCUUCUAUUACGAACAAGGGUGCUUUUUAUGAGCGCGGCCGCGAUCCUCAUCCUGGUGAUCCGCCAAAGCUUUCUUUGCUGAUUGAGAGCAACGAGAGUUUUCGUGUUGAGCAUGCGAUUCGAGAGAUCAAGCGCCUUUUGCUUGAAGGCACACAAGCGUAUUUGGAUAGUGAGUCACGCGCACCAUCGUUGGGUGGGCGUUAUUCAGUGAUGUAG